GUCAUCGCCGCGUGCGGCAGCAAUGGCGGCGGCGGGAGUGGCGCCGGUCCGGGAGCGGUUUGUCACCUCCAAAGAGCAGUUCCAUGCCUACCUGAGGGCCAAUGGAGAGCUUGGUGGCCAAGGAGGUGACAGGGAGGAGGAGAAGGAGGCCAGCAGCGAGCAGAACGAGCCCCCUGCCAAGCGGGGGAGGUUGGAUGUGCAGGGCCAGGAUGGAGAAAGCCCAGGGGAGCCCGAGGAUGGGGAGAAGGAAUCCAGGGAUGGGGAGAAGGAGCCCGAAGACGGAGAGAAGGAGCCUGUGGAGCGCAAACGAGCCCGAGGGCAGAACAAGAGCAGACCCUGCAUGAAGCCCAACCACUAUGAGAAGAGCCGGUUAUGUCCAUCAGUCACUCAGGGCUGUGCAGACAAAUGCUACUUUGGCCCACGGUGCCGCUUCCUUCACGAUGUCGGCGAGUACAUGGCAGCAAAACCAGCCGACCUGGGGCCCAGCUGUGUGCUCUUUGAAACCUUUGGCAAGUGUCCUUAUGGCAUCACUUGUCGCUUUGCCAAGGCCCACCUCGGGGAUGGAUACCAGAACGUGGUCAACACGGAGCUGGCCAAGCAGUGGGAGGGGAAAUCGCUGGUGAGGAACAACCUCUCCAAGGACCUCCAGCACCAGCUGCGCAAGAAGAAAUUCACCUUUAAGAAAGCUGAUGAGUAUCUCUGCAGCCUGGCCAAGCCCCACCACGAGGACAGGAAAGGAGGCAAAGCCUUGGGGUGCUCUGCAGAGGCUGAGGAAGUGUCCAACUGCAUGACGCCUGAGGAUGGCCUGGGAGAUCCCUCACAUUGUCCUGUGCUACCUGAGGGAGGAGAUUCCAAACCAGCUCCUGUGCAGAGUCCUCAGCCCACAGAAAGCAGGGGGGGGUGCCCCACCAAAACAGCAGGUCCAGUGACAGAUGAAGACAUUGUAAAGCUGAGGUCAUGUGAGAAGAAGAAGUUGGAAAUCCAAGGCAAGCUCUACUUGGCUCCACUGACCACGUGUGGUAACCUCCCUUUCAGAAGGAUCUGCAAACGCUUUGGGGCAGAUGUCACCUGUGGAGAGAUGGCUGUGUGCACAAACCUGCUUCAGGGCCAGUCCUCCGAGUGGGCUCUCCUCAAACGACACCACACCGAGGAUAUUUUUGGGGUGCAGCUGGAGGGAGCAUUUCCAGACACGAUGACCAAAUGUGCAGAGCUCCUGAACCAAACGAUUGAUGUGGACUUUGUAGACAUCAAUGUUGGCUGUCCUAUCGACCUGGUCUACAAGAAGGGUGGAGGCUGUGCUCUGAUGACUCGAUCUAACAAAUUUGAGCAGAUUGUCCGAGGGAUGAACUCGGUGCUGGACGUCCCACUGACUGUGAAGAUACGGACAGGGGUGCAAGAAAAGAUGAACGUGGCCCAUAAAAUAAUCCCCAAGAUCCGGGAGUGGGGAGCAUCCAUGGUCACGCUGCACGGCCGGUCCAGGGAGCAGAGGUACACAAGAGUUGCUGACUGGGACUACAUAGCAGAAUGUGCUAAAAUAGCAAGCCCCAUGCCUCUUUUUGGAAACGGUGAUAUUUUGUCUUACGAAGAUGCUGAUCAAGCCAUGCAGACCGGCGUCUCAGGAAUUAUGAUUGCAAGGGGAGCACUCAUCAAACCGUGGCUUUUCACUGAAAUCAAGGAGCAGAGACACUGGGACAUCUCCUCCAGUGAGAGAUUUGAUAUCCUCAAAGACUUCACCAACUACGGCCUGGAGCACUGGGGGUCAGAUACUCAGGGUGUGGAGAAGACCAGGAAGUUUCUGCUGGAAUGGCUCUCGUUCCUGUGCAGUGUUUGUGUUUUGCUGCAGGUAUAUUCCAGUCGGGUUAUUGGAGCGCCUGCCUCAGAAGAUCAACGAGCGGCCGCCUUACUACAUAGGGAGAGACUAUCUGGAGACACUGAUGGCAAGCCAGAACGUGGAUGAUUGGAUUAAAAUCAGCGAGCUGCUCCUGGGACCUGUACCCACCAACUUCACCUUCCUGCCCAAGCACAAGGCCAAUUCCUACAGAUAGGAGCAGUGCAGCCCUUUCCUGCAGCAUCGAGUGCAGGGGAGGCAG
Lagopus muta (rock ptarmigan) is the source of this 2090-nucleotide messenger RNA. It is a transcript of the gene DUS3L, whose product is annotated as dihydrouridine synthase 3 like. Bases 23 to 1957 code for a protein of 644 amino acids. Gene Ontology annotation, biological process: tRNA processing. The record is from RefSeq and is a predicted model, not a curated record. Gene Ontology annotation, molecular function: RNA binding; metal ion binding; flavin adenine dinucleotide binding. Lineage: Eukaryota; Metazoa; Chordata; Aves; Galliformes; Phasianidae. The transcript has 13 exons.